Molecule: messenger RNA, 1997 nt
Organism: Camelus dromedarius (Arabian camel)
Lineage: Eukaryota; Metazoa; Chordata; Mammalia; Artiodactyla; Camelidae
Gene: ACKR5
Product: G protein-coupled receptor 182
Exons: 2
Coding region: 524-1726 (400 amino acids)
Biological process (GO): G protein-coupled receptor signaling pathway
Cellular component (GO): membrane
Molecular function (GO): G protein-coupled receptor activity
Source: RefSeq, a predicted model, not a curated record
CACCUCGCUGGCUCAUUUAAUUCUCACAACACCUGUUUUAGUAGAUGUGCCUGUCAUCCCAUUUUGCAGAGGAGAGAACUGAGGCUUAAAGAGGUAAAUUCACACAGCUAGUGAGGACUCUGGAUUUUAAUGCUUGCAGCCUGACUCCUCCCUGUCACUGGCAUACUGGAACUUUGGCUGUGACUUCCCCUCUAACUGGAUUGGGGGAAGGCAGGAAAAAUCCUGACCCUCUCUCACAGAGCCUCAGCCAGUGAUACUGCUUCCUGGAUGAGAAGGACAGCCCUGAGCCCGCAGCAAAGCCAGCCCCGCAGCCACGGCCCUCCAGCCUCCUCACAGCUCCCCAGCACUCCAGACCUGCCGGCCUGUAGGACUGAAGUGCUCCCGACACGGAAACUCAGACCCAGAAUCUUCACCCAGAGUCUCCUGGUCCCUGCGGCCCGCGACCUCGGGCACACGGGGCUGCCGCCGAGGUCUCUUUUCCCUCGCAGCCCUCCCCCGCCCCGCGAGGCGCCUGCCGGCCCGCAUGUCGGCCGCGGGGCCCGGCCCCUCCCAGGGGCCCCCGGCGGGGCCGGCCAGCGAGCCGGGAGAGAUCCACAACUGGACGGAGCUGCUCUACUUCUUCAACCACACGCUGCCCGAGUGCCACGUGGAGCUCAGCGAGAACACCAAGCGGGUGGCGCUCUUCGUGCUCUACCUGGCCGUGUUCGUGGUCGGGCUGGUGGAGAACCUGCUGGUGAUCUGCGUGCACUGGCGCCGCGCGGGCCGCGCGGGGCUGCUGCGCCUCUACGUCCUCAACAUGGCGGCCGCCGACCUGGGCACCGUGCUGUCCCUGCCCGUGUGGAUGCUGGAGGUCACGCUGGACUACACCUGGCUCUGGGGCAGCUUCUCCUGCCGCUUCGCCCACUACUGCUACUUCGUCAGCAUGUACAGCAGCGUCUUCUUCCUGGUGUGCCUCAGCGUCGACCGCUACGUCACGCUCACCGGCGCCUCGCCCUCCUGGCAGCGCCACCAGCACCGCGGGCGGCGGGCCGUGUGCGCGGCCGUCUGGGUCCUCUCGGCCCUCGUCCCGCUGCCCGAGGUGGUCCACAUCCGGCUGGUGGACGGCUUUGAGCCCAUGUGCCUCUUCGUGGCGCCUUUCGAAACGUACAGCACGUGGGCGCUGGUGGUGUCCCUGUCCACCACCAUCCUGGGCUUCCUGCUGCCCUUCCCUCUCAUUGCCGUCUUCAACGUGCUGACGGCCUGCCGCCUGCGGCGGGCGGGGCGGCCCGAGGGCCGGCGCCACUGCCUGCUGUUGUGUGCCUACAUAGCCGUCUUCGCCAUCUGCUGGCUGCCCUACCAUGUGACCCUGCUGCUGAUCACACUGCACGGGACCCACAUCUCCCUCCACUGCUACCUGGCCCACCUGCUCUACUUCUUCUACGACAUCAUCGACUGCUUCUCCAUGCUCCACUGCGUCGUCAACCCCAUCCUUUACAACUUUCUCAGCCCGGGCUUCCAGGAUCGGCUGCUGAAAGCUGUGGUCCAUUACCUUCCCAAGGCCCAGGCCAGGGAGGGCAGACGUGCCUCCUCCUCCUCCUCCUCCUCCUCCUCCACCCAGCAUUCCAUCAUCAUCACCAAGGAAGGCAUCCAUCCCCCUGCAGCGGGCCCUCACCUCCACCCGAGCCUGAACUUCCAGGCACCAAAUACCCCACCCACCUCCGCUCCUCAGUCUCUCAUAGCCAGCUGAGGAGGAUUCCAGUCUCCUCCACCAGCGAAGCAGAAAGCUGGAAGAGGAGGUGAGAGACUUUGGGGGAGCACGGGAGAGGGUCAGAGCACUCAUGGCCAAUUCUGGGUAUAUCUUAAAAUACUGAGGUGGGGAGGUGGGGAGUUGGGGAUGGGGAGAGGGGACAGGGAGGGACAGGGAGCAGGUCCUUGUGUUGUGAUAUUUGACCUGGUCCUGGUGUCUAAGGGAGACACGCAGGGGAAAGGGUGAAAUAAAGAUUAGAGACAGCCACGAC